AUGUUGGGAUGUACGGAUAUUGAGAGUACGGAUAUUGAGAGUACGGAUAUUGAGAGUACGGAUAUUGAGAGUACGGAUAUUGAGAGUACGGAUAUUGAGAGUACGGAUAUUGAGAUGUAUAAGAUGUAUACGGAUUCGGAUCUGGCAGACUGGGACUCGGAGGGAGUUUUAAGUUUUGGGGAGUUGGGAAUUGGGGGUGUGGAGGAAGUGAGAACUGGAGGAGGGGAGGGAAGAGAUUGA
This is a messenger RNA of Sclerotinia sclerotiorum 1980 UF-70, 240 nucleotides long. RefSeq lists its product with no specific name. The transcript has a single exon. The record is from RefSeq and is a predicted model, not a curated record. NCBI's taxonomy places the organism in Eukaryota, Fungi, Ascomycota, Leotiomycetes, Helotiales, Sclerotiniaceae. Bases 1 to 240 code for a protein of 79 amino acids.